AAUGAGUUCAUUUUCUGGUCGUAGAAAGGCCAGGCUUAUUAAUGUUGAUGAUGAUGACGGCAAUGGAAUAACAAAUACAGAUAAGGGCGCUGCUGACGCGUCGACUUCGGACGAUUCACAGCCUAAAUUCACGCCAAAAUUCACAAAGAAGCCAAUUCGUCAGUCUGGUCUCCGCAAAACCUUUCAACCCGAGGAUUUAGACGAUCCAAAUCUAAAUUCCGGCUCGGCAGCAGGACAGGAUGAUGACGGGCCUAUUGUGGUUCGACCCAAGUUUGGCUCUAAGCUUAAGAAGAAGGCGCCCAAGUCUCGACUCUCCUUUGGUGGUGACAAAUUGGACGGUGAAGAGGAAGACGAUGGGACAUCUGAAGCCGGGAUCAAGGCAUCGGCAUCGGCAAAACCAGCAUCGGGAGGCUUGAAAGCGAAGACUGGUCUUCGCGGUCUUCCGAUGAGAACAUUCAAUGAUGACGACGACAGACCAAAAUACAGCAAGGCAUACUUGGAAGAACUUCAGUCCUCUACACCUACAACACCGCGAGACACACCACCCAACCAAUCUACCGACGAUGAUCCGAUGAUCUUGGAUCCUUCAGAGCUUGAAGGUGCCAUGAUUGUAGACUCACCGACGAUGCCCCCAGCAGCAGUCCCCAAGACAGAAAUUUUAUCAGAGGCUCAAAUACAAGAAAAGAAGGCACGCAGAGCCAGACUCGCGCAGGAGCAAGGCUUUCUCUCUGUCGAAUCUGAUGACGAUGAAGAAGAGAGGAAGAAGGAAAAGGGCGACACACGCCUCAAAGCAGAUGAGGAGAAUCUAGGAGAAGGGUUUGACGACUACGUUGAAGAUGGCGGGCUGUCACUAGGCAAACGUGCUGUCAAGGAACGGAAGCGUCGCGACAGGCAAAAGAUUGCUGAAAUGAUUACAGCAGCGGAAGGAAACACAUCGGAUGAUUCAUCCGACAGCGAUGCCGCUCGACGAAUAGCGUACGAAUCAGCGCAAACGAGAGCUGGUAUGGAUGGUCUCAAGCGUCCAAAGAAGGAUGCUACGCAAGACUUGCUUCAAGUACCGCAGAAGAUCACUCCUCUGCCGAAUUUAACAGAGUGCUUGUCUCGUCUACAGACUUCUGUAGCCAGCAUGAGGCAACAAAUCACAACGAAGCAGGCUGAGGUGACACAAUUAGAAGCAGAGCGCGACUCCAUCACGAGACGCGAAGCAGAGGUUCAGACACUUCUUGACGAAACAGGCAAAAAGUACCAAGAGGCAAUGAACCGCACGAAGGAUGCUGGUGCACAGGUCGACCGUCUAGGGGUUCCGUCUCAUGGCAUUGCAGCAUUGCAGGUUGCUGAAGGUAGAGGCUUGGAGAGCCUUGGCGCGACGCCCAGCCGGUCUAUGGAUGAAGACGAAUAGGCGUGUUGUAUGAUUACUUAAGAAGGCGAAUUAUAUGUUGAAUACCCAACACGAUUUAUUUACGGUGGACGAGAUCAAAUUUCAAGAAGAUGGUUUGAUUUAAUAGCAAAUCUAGUAGUGUACAGCAAAAGAGAUAUGGGGAAUAUAUGUCAAGUACUAUAAGGAGAUAUUGUGUUCGUUCAUUGCUAGCGUCCGGCUCUCAUUUUAUACCGUCUUCUUGUCCGAGAUGCCGCUGUAGACGAUGUCUCGGUCAACCUUUGUGAGGAAGUACUCCCAGACGUCCUUGAUAAGAUGUGUUCGUCCGUACCACACGCCCUGGCCAAGAGACUUGGGAAUACGGGGAAUGGCCUUGAGGAAGUAGUUGGCAGUACUGUCAAGAGCCAUGCCCUCAGGCAUACCCUCGAAGUGCUCAAGAGUUGGGGUGGCAAUCUUGGCAUGUUUCUUCUCCAUGGUCUUCAUGAUGUGGACGGCAGUCAUGCCAGUAAUCAUGGAGCCUGGAGUCCAGGACUGACCGACAUAGCCCAUGAUGAAGGCCAUGUUGGGCAGGUGCUCCAGCAUACAGCCUCUCCAGGCGUAGUUUUCGCCAGGGACGAUCUUCUUGCCGUCUACCACAGGGUAGAGACCGUUGAAAACCUGGAAGUGGAGGCCGGUAGCAGUAACAAUUAGGUCGGCGUCGAGCUUUUCGCCAGAGUUAAGCAGAAUACCGUCUUCGGUUACAGUCUUGAUUGUAUCCGUCACGACCUGGCAGUUGUCUCGGGCUAGGGCGUCAAAGUACUCAUUGUCGGGGCAAAUGCAAAGGCGCUGCUCAAAGGGGUUGUAUCGCGGGUUGAAGUGGACAUUGGCGUCGAUUUUCUUGGGGAUCUUCAGCUUCAUAAUGAAGCGGAUAACCCAUCUGGCGAAGCGCGGGUUGCGAAUAAAGGUCUGUGUCUGGAUACUCUCGCUAACAGUGUGCAUCCACCAGGCGACGGUGUGAGCCCACGAGAUGGGGACGAACCAGCGCAAGACAGUGAGGAGUCUGGAUCGGUUGGGUCUUGGGAUCACGUAGGACGGACUGCGUUGAAGUUGGAUGACGUUGGCGGCCUUUUCUGCCAGCGCUGGGACAAUGGUGAUGGCAGUGGCUCCAGAGCCAAUGACGACGACACGCUUGUUGGUGUAGUCGUAAGACUCGUCCCACCACUGAGGAUGGAUAACCUUGCCCUGGAACCUGUCGAGGCCCUCGAUGGGAGAAUCGAGUGCCUGUGUGUAUGAGUAGUAGCCGGCGCAUGACAGAACAAAGUUGGCAGUGUAGUGGGUGACUUCGCCGUUGUGCUCGACUGCCAGAGUCCAUUUGGCGUCCUCUGUGGUCCAAUCGCAAGCAACGACCUUGUGGUUGAAGCGGAUCUUCUCCCAGGAGCCGUCAAGCUUGGAAGCUUCCUCAAUGUAUUUUGCGAUAUCGGGCCCUUGAGCAAUCAGGUUAUCUCUGUUCCAGGGAUACCACUUGAAGCCAAAGGUGGUGAGACUGGAGUCGGAGCGGAAACCGGGAUACUUGAAGAAGCUCCAGGUGCCAGCGCAAACAUCGCGUGCCUCCAGAAUGACGACCUUGCGAUGGGGCAUGUCCGUCUUCAUGGUGUGUGCCGUGUUGAUACCCGAUAGGCCGGCGCCAAUGAUGAUCACAUCAUGAUGCUCGACGCGCGCCAUGGUAAAUGUUGCUUUCGAUGUUGGAAAUGUAUGAUGGCCUAUAGAAAUUCGAGAAGUCUAGAGGCGAACAGGCGGAGAUGAAAAGAAAUCUAUAAGGCAAGCCACGUUGAGAAGCUGAAAAGAAAGUUAAGGAGAAAAUGCCAGCCACGGGGAUGGUGUUCUGUUUUCAUUGAAUCCGUCCCACCUGCUCUACUCCUACCCCUGCUCUACAGGCCGAGGUACGUUGCCGAUCAGGGCGCUCUGGGUAGUGCGUAGCGUGCUGUAGAUUGCGGGUACGGUAUUAUUUGGUGGAAUAUAGGCAUUGCAAUAUCCGCUAGGCACUGUAUCUAGCCGUAAACCCAACUAUUUGCCCCUCCAUUAGGGGGACGCGGGGGAGCUUCCCGACUCGUCCUAACGGCGGAGUUGCAGUGGGCUUGGCCAGGGGCUUCACGGGCGCUGUAA
Molecule: messenger RNA, 3517 nt
Organism: [Torrubiella] hemipterigena
Lineage: Eukaryota; Fungi; Ascomycota; Sordariomycetes; Hypocreales; Clavicipitaceae
Source: the annotation of a GenBank genome assembly